Messenger RNA from Jaculus jaculus (lesser Egyptian jerboa), 666 nucleotides. RefSeq names its product eukaryotic translation initiation factor 1-like. Gene Ontology annotation, molecular function: translation initiation factor activity; ribosomal small subunit binding; RNA binding. Gene Ontology annotation, cellular component: eukaryotic 43S preinitiation complex. Gene Ontology annotation, biological process: translational initiation. The transcript is spliced from 4 exons. NCBI's taxonomy places the organism in Eukaryota, Metazoa, Chordata, Mammalia, Rodentia, Dipodidae. The record is from RefSeq and is a predicted model, not a curated record. Bases 1 to 666 code for a protein of 221 amino acids.
AUGGCCAAGAGUGAAUUUCCAAGGUGUACCUUGGACCCAAUCAUUUGCUUUGAAUUUGGUGUUUAUCUUAUUGUUGACAACCAAAGAGAGGAACAUCUGGAUCUUUCCAUGAUAUACUUGGCAGAGGUCUACUACCAGCACAGAUGGAGCUUCACUUUGGAUUCCAAUGGCAAUAAUGCUGAAGCACAGAAUCACAUGUGUUCACCAGCUAGUGGAUACUCCACCAUUCACCCUGCCAUAGAGCCCUAUAACAGGACACAUUCCAGGUUUGGCAAGAGCCAUCUUCCACAGGCCAUUUCCACUGAGGAAAAGGAAUUGUAUCCUGUCUCUGAAAUCCAGAGCCUCUACACUUUCGACCCCUUUGCUGAUGCAGGUAAAGGUGAUGACCUGCUUCCUGCCCAUACUGAGGAUUAUAUCCACACACAAAUUCAACAGAGGAACAGCAGGAAGACCCCGACUACUGUCCAAGGGAUCGCUGAUGAUUACAAUAAAAAGAAAUUAGUGAAGGCGUUCAAGAAUAAUUUUGCCUGCCAUGGUACUGUAAUUGAACAUUCAGAAUAUGGAGAUGUGAUUCAGCUACAGGGUGACCAGCGCAAGAACAUAUGGCAGUUCCUAAUAGAGAUUGGACGGGCUAAGGAUGGUCAGCUGAAGGUUCAUGGGUUUUAA